UUUCUCAUCUGACAAACCCUAAACUGCCUCGCUCAAGCUCCCGUUACAAUCCCCUGCCCGUCUCCCAACCAUGGGUCUUCUUUCCUGGUUCAAAGGAAAACCCCAACAAACUCAACCAAACAAGCAAAACCCAAAACAGGAAACACCAGCACCGGGCAUGAACGGAGCCGUGGAGGUGCCCCGACCCGACAGCGUCACGGUUUUCGAGUUCGGCUCGGUGGCUAGCACCGCGGACAAGGUCACUCUCGCUGGCUACUGCCCCGUAUCGGACGACCUGGAACCCUGCCGCUGGGAGAUCCUUCCUGCAAAUAGCUCUGAUGCGCCACAGUUUCGGGUGGUCUUUUGAGCAGUUAAAAAGAAAUUGCUUGUACGAAAUUUUAGGAAAUUGAAAAGCCCUACUACUAGUUGUAUGUACGUUUAAUUCAAAACUAAUUCUUGCCCUGAAUGGAAAUGGAAAACAAUCCUGUUUAAAAAUUUAGCUGCUUUCUAUUAAUUUUCACUUCAAAAAUAAUUGGCAGCUUAGGCAGGAGAACAAUUUGCUGGUCUCCUUGUGUAUUUAUUGUUGUUCAUCUAGGUUUUUGAGUGAUGGGUUUGGUACAACUAGUGGUAUUUAUGCGGAUUAUUUGGGUUAAAAGUGGGUUUGUUGCAAUGAGUUUUGUGUAAAGAUGACGUUGUUGCUAUCCCUGCUUUGAAAAUAAUAAGCAACUGAGCUUUUGUUUGUUCUACAGAAAGAUUUUGCCAG
Carica papaya (papaya) is the source of this 742-nucleotide messenger RNA. RefSeq names its product allyl alcohol dehydrogenase-like protein. Lineage: Eukaryota; Viridiplantae; Streptophyta; Magnoliopsida; Brassicales; Caricaceae. The record is from RefSeq and is a predicted model, not a curated record.